AUACACUCUCCCCUGCCACACGAGCCCUUAGCCAUGUGACUGAUUCUCCCAUGGCCUCUCCAUCUCAUUGUACACAUACCCUAAUCUCCCCCUAAUCCUCUAUCUCCACUUGUCUGUGUUUCUUCCCUUGUUUACUUGGUUUUUCCCUUGUUCGAUCGAGACAAUGCCCGACACAAUUGGAGCUCCAAAUCCCAAUCCCAAUUCGAAUCCUAACAAGCGGGAGAGAGCUCCGUUGCUCAAGAAAUCCAAAAUCAUUUCCGACAAGAUACUUUUCCCUGCUGCUAGCCAUGUCUCUUCCACUCCUCUAUCCUCCGCCCGCUUCUCCUCUGAAUCUCAUAAUACCUAUUCAACUUCCACCUCCGAGAGUAUUAAUGAUGCAAAGUUUGGAUUUGGCGAUCGUGACUACGUUUAUCCCUCUUUUCUUGGACCGCAUACUACUAGGAGUAGAGUCAACGUCAAGUCAACUUCGAAAUCACAGAGGAAUCAGCUGGAAUUACGCGACUCUAUGCCUUCCGCUAAAGUGGAAUCAAAGAUGAAGCCCAAGCCGAAGCUGAAAGCUGAGAAAGAUUUCAAUGCUCUGUCAGUUCAAAUAUCAAAUCCAGCUUCUUCAGCUUUAUCAGGGCCCACUUCAGCUAACUCCUCCAAUGCUCGAAGAGCUUCUGGUCAUAGAUAUUCGUGGAUUCUUUAUUUGCUUAAGUUUGUUUGUACAUUAUCUGUAUCUCACACGGUAUAUUUGAGGAAUGAAGUCUCUAAGCUUCAGGAGGAGAAUAUUAGUCUUCGUAGAGUUUGUAGUCAUGUUGAUCUUGCCAGCGCUGGUAUCAAGGAGUUUGAAGAAGUUAAUUCAUUAGUAUAUUUCAGUACUGCUGGCAGUAGAACUGGUGCUCUGUACAUGGCGGUGUUCAUUCUUGUCAUUCCUUUUGCCUUGUACAAAUAUCUUGACUAUCUACCGAGAAUAAUUGAUCUCUUGAAGAGGAAAUAUACCAAAAAGGAGGAGGUUCCACUGAAGAAAAGGAUUGCAUACGUGGUGGAUGUGUGUUUCUCAAAUUACCCUUAUGCAAAGCUGCUUGCACUUCUUUUUUCCACUCUCUUUCUAAUUGGAUAUGGAGGACUGGCACUUUAUGCUGUUGGUGAUGGCAGCUUUACUGAAGCUAUUUGGCUUUCUUGGAGCUUCGUAGCAGACUCUGGAAACCAUGCUGAAAUGGUUGGUGCAGGGCCAAGGAUAGUUUCAGUUCUGAUAAGCUCAGGAGGCAUGCUCAUAUUUGCUAUGAUGCUGGGGCUUGUUUCAGAUGCUAUUUCAGAAAAAGUGGAUUCCUUAAGGAAAGGAAAGAGCGAGGUGAUUGAAAGUAAUCACAUUCUUGUUCUUGGAUGGAGUGAUAAAUUGGGGUCACUUUUGAAGCAGCUAGCAAUAGCAAACAAGAGUAUUGGUGGUGGUGUUGUCGUUGUUCUUGCGGAAAGAGACAAGGAGGAGAUGGAGAUGGACAUAGCAAAGUUAGAAUUUGAUUUCAUGGGAACUUCAGUUAUCUGCAGAAGUGGAAGUCCACUAAUACUUGCUGAUCUGAAAAAGGUAUCAGUCUCUAAAGCACGUGCAAUCAUUGUCUUAGCAUCUGAUGAGAAUGCUGAUCAGAGUGAUGCACGCGCUCUAAGGGUUGUACUUAGCCUAACUGGAGUACGAGAGGGGUUGAGAGGUCAUGUUGUUGUGGAAAUGAGUGAUCUCGACAAUGAACCCUUAGUGAAGCUUGUUGGUGGUGAACUUAUUGAAACAGUUGUUGCGCAUGAUGUGAUUGGAAGGUUGAUGAUACAAUGUGCUUUGCAGCCUGGCCUUGCUCAGAUUUGGGAAGACAUUUUGGGGUUUGAAAAUGCAGAAUUUUACAUUAAACGGUGGCCUCAAUUGGAUGGUGCACCCUUCAAAGAUGUGCUGGUAUUAUUUCCGGAGGCUAUUCCUUGUGGUGUUAAGGUUGCUGCUGAUGGCGGCAAAAUUAUCAUAAAUCCUGAUGAUAGAUAUGUUCUAAAAGAAGGUGAUGAAGUCCUUGUCAUAGCUGAGGAUGAUGAUACCUAUGCGCCAGGUCUCUUACCAGAGGUAAAUAAAGGCCUAUUCCCUAGGAUAACUGAUCCUCCAAAAUAUCCAGAAAGAAUCUUAUUCUGUGGCUGGAGACGUGAUAUUGAUGAUAUGAUUAUGGUUUGUAAUAGAUUCUCAAGGUUUUCCAGAGCUUCAGAAGGAAUUUGGGGGAGGGGAGGGGCUGUGUGGAAUACUUCAGUCCCUGGAAUCAUGGUACUGGAGGCAUUAUUGGCUCCAGGGUCUGAAUUGUGGAUGUUUAAUGAGGUUCCCGAGAAAGAUAGAGAAAAGAAGUUGACUGAUGGGGGUCUUGAUAUAUCAGGACUGGAGAACAUUAAACUUGUCCAUCAUGUGGGAAAUGCAGUGAUUAGACGUCAUUUAGAGGGUCUUCCUCUGGAGACAUUUGAUUCAAUUCUGAUUCUUGCAGAUGAAUCCGUCGAAGACUCCAUUGUUCACUCUGAUUCACGGUCUCUUGCCACCCUCCUCCUCAUCCGAGAUAUCCAGUCGAAGCGUCUUCCUAAUAAAGAUUCUAGGCCGAUUCCUCUACGGCAUUCAGUGUUUUCUCAGAGCUCCUGGAUUCGUGAAAUGCAGCAGGCUUCAGACAGAUCAAUAAUAAUAAGUGAGAUAUUGGAUUCUAGGACAAGAAAUCUUGUGUCAGUCUCUAGAAUAAGUGAUUACGUGCUGUCAAAUGAACUGGUGAGCAUGGCACUUGCAAUGGUAGCAGAAGACAAACAGAUUAAUCGUGUGCUAGAAGAAUUGUUUGCUGAAGAGGGAAAUGAAUUAUGCAUCAAGCCAGCAGAGUUCUAUCUGUAUGAGCAGGAAGAACUUUGUUUCUAUGAAAUCAUGAGAAGGGGUCGUCAAAGACGGGAGAUAGUGAUUGGAUACCGCAUUGCAGCUGCAGAACGUGCUGUGAUUAAUCCAGCAGGCAAGUCAAAGCAAAGGAAGUGGUCCCUUGAUGAUGUUUUUGUGGUUAUUUCCUCAGGUGACUGAUAAAAUCAGGCAAAUCUUACGGGCACUUCCUUUAUGUCAUCGGGCUUCCAAAAAUCCGAUCAGACAUCUCAUAUAUCUCUCUAGACAAGCACUUACUAGAAAAGAGGCAAAUGUGGUAGCUCUAACUUCAACCGGCAGAUUAGGUGGAAAAUAAUAGGAAGUGAUAGGAGCCGGUCGGCAUAGUGGGAAAGGAGAGAACUCUUAGAAAUGUUAAUUUUCUUUUUAGAUAUUGCAAUACAAAUCAGAAAUGAGUGAAGUUUCUAUCAUUUCUCAUGUUACUUUCCUAAAGCAUAGCAUUCGUAGAGGCUCGAGACUAGAGCUUUUUAAAACACAGCACCAUCUACGGGUUUUAAUAUUUUUUUCUCUGA
Capsicum annuum is the source of this 3411-nucleotide messenger RNA. Its product is annotated as ion channel DMI1. NCBI's taxonomy places the organism in Eukaryota, Viridiplantae, Streptophyta, Magnoliopsida, Solanales, Solanaceae. The record is from RefSeq and is a predicted model, not a curated record. Gene Ontology annotation, biological process: monoatomic ion transport. Bases 164 to 3043 code for a protein of 959 amino acids. The transcript is spliced from 13 exons.